CGUGGGGGCUUGUAAAACGCUUGGGCUUGGCAUGACGCUUCAUUCUGAAAGGUUAUGUGUAAAGAGACUGUAUCACACGCCCAGUCUGGAGCAAUAAUUUCGGUUUUUUUGAUAGAAAAACUGUAAAAAAGUUAGUACAACCAAAAGUAGUGAUUGAAGUGACUGUUUGUGUUAUAAAAACGAUUGUGACUGUUCAGUUCCGUAUCGAAAAACCAUUGAAAAACGUUCAUUGUUUGUCGCAAGUACUUGGCGGCAUUUUGUUUUUUGUUUGUUGAGAAAAGGAAAAGUUUAACAAACUAUGGCCAGUAAGGCAAAGCGAGCUGGCGCAAGUACGCCAGUCCCGACCGCUCAAGCACCACCGCCACCAAAUGUUCGUCCAGCGAGUCCAUUGAGUCCAACCCGGCACAGUCGUCUUGUGGAAAAAGUUGAACUUCAGAACCUGAAUGACCGCUUGGCGGUAUACAUUGACCGUGUAAGAUAUUUGGAAACUGAAAAUGCACGGCUCACCGUUCUCAUUCAGACAUCGACGGAAACAGUAAAUCGUGAAACCAGUAACAUUAAGCAGAUGUACGAACAUGAACUCACCGAUGCACGUAAAUUACUCGAUGAAACAUCCAAAGAAAAGGCUAGACUGGAAAUCGACAUGAAGCGGUUGUUUGAGGAGAUCGACGACCUGAAACACAAAUACGACAAAAAGUGUAAAGAAGCUGACAUUGCCGAAGGUGCUGCUCGUUCAUACGAGUCUAAGUACAAUGACAUCAACAACAAGUACAACAACGCUGCUGUUGAGCGUAAGAAGGCUGUUGACAGUGCUAAAGAUCUGGAACGUGAAUUGAACAAGCUUCGCAAACAGCAUGAGGAACAUCGAAAAAGUUUGGAAGAGGAAACUCUGGCUCGGGUCGAUUUGGAGAACACCGUUCAAAGUCUUCGUGAGGAGCUUUCUUUCAAGGAUCAAAUACACACCAGAGAACUGAAUGAGACGAGAACUCGCCGUCAAGUGGAUAUCAGUGAAAUUGAUGGACGUCUUGCCGAACAAUACGAAGCCAAGCUUCAGCAAUCACUACAAGAGCUUCGUGAACAAUACGAAGGCCAGAUGAGAGCUAAUCGGGACGAGAUUGAGUCGUUGUUUGAUACAAAAAUCAAAAACGUUCAAAAUGCAGCUCAACGGGACAAACAAGCUUUGAGCUCUUUAUCGGAGGAACUGCGUCUCAGUCGUUCCCGUAGCGAUGGAGUCAAUGCCCGAAUCAGUGAAUUAGAGCAGAUAAAUUCAUCGUUGAAUGAACGCAUUCGAGAUCUGCAAUUGAUGGUGGAUGGCGAACGAGCUCGUACCGCUGAAAGUGAAGCCGAAAUCAGUCGUCUUCGUGAGGAAAUGGCACAUCAACUACAAGAAUAUCAAGAUUUGAUGGACAUCAAAGUGUCAUUGGAUCUGGAAAUCGCAGCCUACGAUAAACUUUUGCGCGGUGAAGAACAACGAUUAAACAUUACACCCGGGAAUGCGGCCACUGCCAGCGGACUAUCGCAAUCAUUCUCACGUUCCGUUCGUGGAACGCCCAGUCGUCGUACACCAGCCGCUAAGCGUAAACGUGCAGCCUACGAUGAAUCGGAUGAGAUCACCUACGAGUACGCCGUCGACAGCACAUCGACUGGAGACAUUGAAAUCACCGAAGCCGAUUCCGAAGGGAAAUUCGUCAAGCUGCACAAUAAAAGCGACAAGGAAGUGGCAAUUGGUGGAUGGCAACUGAAUCGUAAAGCCGGCGACAAUGAAACCGUUCACAAAUUCCAUCGUUCCGUCAAGAUUGAGGCCGGUGCUGAUGUUAUUGUUUGGUCGGCCGACAGCGGUAUAACCGCCUCACCGGGUAACAUAAUCAUGAAGUCGCAAAAAUGGUUUGUGGGCGAAGAAAUGCGCACAACUUUGGUUAAUGGUGACGGCAAAGAGGAGGCUACUAACGACAGAGUUCGUCGUCAAGUUGCAACACGUUCAUCACGUUAUCGAACCAACAGCGGACAGAUUCACCAACAAAACGGUCAAGGUCAAGAGAAAUGCAGCAUUAUGUAAUCGUAAUCUGACACAUUUUUCUUGAGAAAAGAAAUUUUUCAUUUCAUUUUUUUGUCGACGCAUUCAGUUGAGUUCAUUUUUAUUGAUAAUAAUUCAUUGCCUUUACUUUUCAUUAAUUUUUUGUCGAAAUGAGGAAUAUUGUUUCAAUUGUAAGGAUUAAAAGAUUUAAAUAAAAAUUCUAUUCUACAUAAGA
Messenger RNA from Bradysia coprophila, 2249 nucleotides. RefSeq names its product lamin pseudogene. The record is from RefSeq and is a predicted model, not a curated record. Lineage: Eukaryota; Metazoa; Arthropoda; Insecta; Diptera; Sciaridae.